Lactuca virosa is the source of this 474-nucleotide messenger RNA. The record is from the annotation of a GenBank genome assembly. Lineage: Eukaryota; Viridiplantae; Streptophyta; Magnoliopsida; Asterales; Asteraceae.
AUGAGUCAACAAUCCCUACGUGGAAAUGACAAAAUGCAUCUGAUAGAGAUAAGCACAUUGGUUCAGCUGUUGCACAGGCGUUUGAAAAGUGAAGUUUUUCGUGAUAAUGAUGCUACAAACACUGCCAAGCUUUCUAAAAAGAAUGAGAUUAUUGAUUGGUUAAGAUUAUCCAAAUGUCAGAGACAACUAUACGAAGGCUUUUUGAACAGUGAGAUUGUUCUUUCAGCCUUUGAUGGUUCACCUUUACCUGCUCUCACGCCAGAUACUGCAGAGAAAUAUGACAUUGGGGGAACUCAUGACAAGCUUUCUUGCAAGAUCUUCUUAAUUAUGUCUUUACUGGAAAAACUGAUUCCAGAAGGUCAUAAAGUUCUUAUCUUUUCCCAGACACGCAAAAUGGUUAAUCUUAUUCAGUUUGUUAUCGCAGCAGAUGCAGUGUCCGAUGGUGAAGGUAAGGUGACAGAUUGUGUGAAGUGA